AUGGGCGAUAAGGCGGCUCAAGGGACACAAAAUGCCACCAGCAACAGUUCGGGAACGGCCGCAGAUGACCUUCGAUAUGUCUGCUAUGGCAAAGAGAAAGAGUCACCGUACUUACCGGCGAUCAAACAGCUGAUCAGUAAAGAUCUGUCUGAGCCGUAUAGUAUCUAUGUCUACAGAUAUUUUCUGUAUCAAUGGGGCGACCUAUGCUUCAUGGCGCUCGAUAGUUCAGACACCCUCAUCGGCGUAAUCGUCUGCAAACUCGAACCCCACCGCGGCGGCCCUCUCCGCGGCUACAUCGCCAUGCUCGCCACCCAAGCCGAGCACCGCGGAAAAGGUAUAGCCGGUAAACUCGUGCGUCUUGCCUUGGAUGCCAUGAAAGCUCAGGACGCCGAUGAAAUCGCUCUCGAGACCGAAGUCGACAAUAUUCCCAGUUUGCGGAUUUACGAGAAAUUGGGAUUCAUCAGAACGAAGCGGUUGCAUCGGUACUAUCUAAGUGGGACGUCGGCGUUUCGUUUGAUCCUGUACCUGAAGGAGGGAAUCCCGUAUAUGAUGACGUAUCCGCCGGAGUAUGGAGGCGAGAUGGGCUAUGGAGAUGAAGGGAGAGAAGGGUAUGGUGGUGGAAUGGGGCUGAGAGAGCAGGAUUUGAUUGAGCGGCAGGCGGCACAGAUGAGGAUUGAGGAUGCGUAUGACGAGAGUCAUGAUGUUCGAGGUGUAUGA
Molecule: messenger RNA, 717 nt
Organism: Fulvia fulva
Lineage: Eukaryota; Fungi; Ascomycota; Dothideomycetes; Mycosphaerellales; Mycosphaerellaceae
Product: N-alpha-acetyltransferase 30
Exons: 2
Coding region: 1-717 (238 amino acids)
Biological process (GO): N-terminal peptidyl-methionine acetylation
Cellular component (GO): NatC complex
Molecular function (GO): protein-N-terminal amino-acid acetyltransferase activity
Source: RefSeq, a predicted model, not a curated record